Molecule: messenger RNA, 237 nt
Organism: Cercopithifilaria johnstoni
Lineage: Eukaryota; Metazoa; Nematoda; Chromadorea; Rhabditida; Onchocercidae
Source: the annotation of a GenBank genome assembly
AUGAUAGUUGGUUUAUUCUCAGGACCAGUUCAAAUAUUGUCCUUAUAUUUUAUAUUGGUAGCAUUAGCCUACAUAGAAAGUGAUGGUUUUCGACAACAAGCGCCAUUCUUAGUUUCACUACCAUAUUUGAUUCUUGCCCUUUGCACUAUGAAUCUUACGAUGCCAGAAAAGAAGCGUUACCUUACUACAGUUUGGCUUUUGUUGGCUGGUAUGUACUUGCGAUUUCUUUUAUGUUAA